This is a messenger RNA of Colius striatus (speckled mousebird), 640 nucleotides long. Its product is annotated as cytochrome c oxidase assembly protein COX16 homolog, mitochondrial. The coding region runs from base 65 to 382 and encodes 105 amino acids. The record is from RefSeq and is a predicted model, not a curated record. Gene Ontology annotation, cellular component: mitochondrial inner membrane. The transcript is spliced from 4 exons. Lineage: Eukaryota; Metazoa; Chordata; Aves; Coliiformes; Coliidae. Gene Ontology annotation, biological process: mitochondrial respiratory chain complex IV assembly.
CGCGGUGCCGGCGGAAGCGCCGGGGCGGGCAGGCGCGGCGCGGGGCCUAUGGCGAGCGCGGAGCAUGGAGAGGCUGCGGAAGCUGUGGAGGGGCCGCACCAUGACCUUCGGGGUCCCUCUGUUGCUGUAUCUCGUCGGAGGAUCUUUUGGACUCCGGGAGUUUGCUCAGAUAAGAUACGAUGUCCACAAGCUGCACGGCAAGGUUGAUCCAGCUUUGAAAGAGAAAUUAAAGCAGAACACUGUGACGCUGGAAUCUGAAUAUGAGAAGCUGGAAAAGUCUGACUUGGAUAACUGGGAGAACAUCAGGGGACCCAGUCUGUGGGAAGAUUCCAGGACUGUUCAGCAGCAGCGACGGGAGGCUCUGCGGCUCAAGGCAGAAUGACUGAGCAAGCCUGCUUCCCUGCCUCUGGGGAGAAAAACGGGCUCAGGAUGGACUGUCUUCUUUUUCAAUCCGGUGUCAAGAAGAGACAUGGGAUGGAGGGACUGCACCAAGCAACUGCUACUGGUGUAUAUAUGAGUAACUGUGAGAUCAGUCUGAAAGGCACUGUGCUAUAUGAAGCUCUUUGUCUGCAUCCAUGUGUAGAGAGUUCCACAGGCUGUAUACAUAAACUCUGAAUAAAGAAAAAUACAUAAAUCCUGA